ACAUGGCAGCAAUAAACAAUCGAUUCAAGAAAUUCUAUGACUCCCUCCAUCAUCCAAAUUCAUUAGUUAUCUCAAUCUCUAAAACCCUAAUCGGAUUCAAUUUAAAACCCUAAUCGGAUUCAAUUUAUUUGAAACUAGACAGAUUUGUUUUUAGUUUGAUACCUAGUCAAUUUCUGUUCCAAUCGGAGGAGAAUGAAGGAUGAUGAUCCCCUGCCCAUGUCAACACCGCCAUUGAUGAUAACUAAUAAGAAGGAAAGCCUAGAUUCCAGUAUAUUCAGUAGAGGCCGGUACAAGUUCUGGGCUCUCGCCGCCAUUAUUCUCCUCGCUUUCUGGUCAAUGCUUACUGGCACCGUCACUCUCCGCUUCUCUGCCGGCAACCUCAACCGCUUAGGAGAUUACGACAUCGCCGGUGGAUCUCCGAUUCAUGAAGAUCUCGACGUUCUUGAAAUGGAGGAGCGAGAGAAGGUAGUGAAGCAUAUGUGGGAUGUCUACACCAAUGGCCGUCGGAUCAAGUUACCUCGAUUCUGGCAGGAGGCGUUUGUAGCUGCUUAUGAAGAUCUAUCCAGUGAUGCACCUGAAGUAAGAGAAGCUGCAAUAUCGGAGAUCGCCAAGAUGUCUAUCAAUUCUAUUGAUCUUGAUCUUCCUCCCCAAUUAACGAAUAUACGAGAAUUAAGUUCAAAACAAUCACAGCAGAACAAGGCACGAAGUAAGUUGAAUAUAAGUUGAAGAAAGCCAAGAAGAACAUCCCCAUUCUUUUUUUUUUAUACAGGUUCAAUCUACGCGUUAAAUUAUCCGCACUAAAUGACCCACGCCAUUUUUCAGUUAAUGUCAUGAAAAUUGUAUUCAGUUUCAUAUGUUCGACACCACACAAACAACUAUUUCUCGUUGUUUAUUUAGGUCUCAAAUCUCAUUUGUUAUUUGUACUGUCAAUGUCAAUUUGCUUCAUGAUAGAUAGCUUUUUGAUACCA
Cynara cardunculus var. scolymus (artichoke) is the source of this 968-nucleotide messenger RNA. RefSeq lists its product as uncharacterized. The transcript is spliced from 3 exons. The record is from RefSeq and is a predicted model, not a curated record. The coding region runs from base 193 to 726 and encodes 177 amino acids. NCBI's taxonomy places the organism in Eukaryota, Viridiplantae, Streptophyta, Magnoliopsida, Asterales, Asteraceae.